Thamnophis sirtalis is the source of this 1841-nucleotide messenger RNA. Lineage: Eukaryota; Metazoa; Chordata; Lepidosauria; Squamata; Natricidae. The record is from RefSeq and is a predicted model, not a curated record.
AGGUUGCCGGAUGAACCAGAUUGCCCCAAUGGUGUUGUUGAAGCUUCUCACUUCAACCACCCUCCCCAGGCCAGAAGCAGAGGGAGCCGAUCCAGAGGAGGCCCACGGCAGAUGGAAGCCUUGGCCGGCAGUUCCCAAGCCCGAAGAGGCAAUGGCCGGCCUAGAAGGCAGCCCCCCAAAAAGCCAGACAGAGCUCUCUACGUCCCUAGGGCCAUGCGGAAGAAGCUGGAGGACACGGGACAAGGUAGCUCCAUGGAAGCAUUUGAGAGUGGAUUGCAUUGUAUGAGCAGCAACAAGGAAGAAUGUCAAACAUCUGGCAGUGAAAGGAUUCCAGAUGGACGCAGGUUAUCCAGCAAGACGGAAUAUGAAAACACAAAGUCCCAACCCCCACCCAAGCAAAGACAUUCAGAUGUGGAGUCUGCCAAUCAAAGUGGCAGAGGGGCUCUGGGCUGCCCAGAUGUCUCUUUUUGGAAGGACGCACCGAGGGCGUCUUACCUGGAAAAGCGAGAGAACAUGAAGGUGGCCACAUCAGUAUCCAAAAGUAGUCCGAACCUAUCUGAAAUAGGUACGCAAUGUAAAGAUGACAGAAAUAUUUUUGUCCCAGAAAGCGGUGGGAACUCAGGUCUCCCAGAAGAACUGAUGGAGACUUUUGUUGACGCUCUUUCAAAACUAAGUGGACACUCAACUUCGCCUGAAGGCCAGAAGAUCAAAGGUCCAAAUGUCCAGAAUUUGAGCACAAAGCCAUUCUUUCUUGAAGGUUUGGAUAAAAGUGGCCAGGAUUCCAUUCUGUUAGGAAGCGAUACAUUCCUUCCUGGAAACAGGGAGACAAGUGCUUCAGAUGCUUUUCUGUUGAAAUCUACUCAGGACUUACCCCUCUUUGGAAAUGACCAAAGGACAUGUCUAUGUGCCGACGGAGGAGAGGAGUGCAAACUUCUCCCAGAACUGGGAACGAGAACUGUAGAGUCCUCCAAGGACCACAGUGAGUUGCCGGCGGAAACCCAGCUUCAAGAUUGCACCGUUGCACUUCUGUUGGAGUCUGGCCAAGCCCAGGCACCUGGACUUCUGAAGGAAGACUUCCUGAGAUGGGACAGUUGCAAAACCCCAUCUCGGCUCAAUCCUCAAGCUGAACCCUACUUGCACCCCUCCGUCCCCAAUCCCAACAAAGCCAAGCUACAGUUUGAAAGCCAGAAGAAAGAGCCGGUAGGCCUGGAGGGGCAUCAGUGGCCGGGGGUCGAGCUGUCUGCUGGGGAUAGGAGCACGGGUGUCUCUUCAGCAGAAGGGAAGAGCAGCGUAUUUGAAGAUGAUUGUGGGACAGAACUCUUGCAAGAGAUCACGAAUUAUUUGACCAUAAAAGACAUAAGCAUUGAGAAGAUUCAGUUUGAUUAUUCCAGUUAUGGGGAGGCACAGAUCAACGAAGGAGAUUUUGGCCAUGUGCUGGAGAUCUAUGAUUUUUCCCCAUUGCUAAAAACAGAACAUCUUAUGGAGGCCUUUGCAGAUUUCCAAGAGAGUGGAUUUAAGUUGCAGUGGGUUGAUGACACUCAUGCCCUCGGGAUCUUUUCCAGUUUGGCAGCAGCAUCUCAAGCCCUGGAACAGAACUAUACCUCUGUCAAAAUCCGGCCCCUGAUCCAUGGAACGAGACAGUCGAAAAUCAAGGCGCUUCAGCGACCAAGUAAGAUAUGUAACUGGUUUGGCAUGUCUCCUCCUAAAAGCAGUGGGAGACCUUGUUUGACUUCUGUGCAACUAGAGGUGGCUUUGUGUCUAGCGAUGACUUGCCAACACCAGGGAAGUUCUUGUAGGAGAAUAGAAUAGAAUGGAAUGGAGUAAGAACAGGAACAGAACAG